GAAACGACAUCGGAACUUGUUGGUUCUUCACGUUGUUCGACAAUUCUCGAUGGCUCGGUCCAGUGUCACAGAUGUAAUAGAGUUUUCCACCACCACAAUCCGGCACUGAUGCAUCUGCCAUGCCUCGCGAGGCACGCGGCGUGCGGCGAGUCUCUCUCGGCCCCGGCUUGGGCUUGUGCUUGAGCUUGUGCUUGGAUCAGAUGAAUCCAACCUUUCAUUACGGUAACAUGGACUUUCAUGAGGCACGAUUAAUUGCACAAAGAGGGUCUAAGGCUUUGGAUCGUCAACAUGUGAUCUAUGCUUUCAUGCUGAGACCGUGGCUGCCAAGUCUUUCUCGCCGCAGAAGGCCGUCGCGGCACUGGGCUUGAAACAUCGCCAGGGUCAUGGAUGAAUGAAUGCGAGAUGACGAUGGCGACAGGGGUGAUCGAUCUUGGCGGUGACAAAGACAGCAAGAAGCAGUACCGAUGAUCAUGAUAGCAGAGAGACGUUGAGGUAGAAGGACAGGCAGUCGCAGCAGUAGCAGUGAGGCCAUGCUACAGUGAUGAACCACGAUCUGAAUUACCGGAAGUCAAAUCCAGUCGCCGCCGCCGGAAGGACAGGUUCACUGCGGCGGGCCCACGGCCCUGCUCUACGGUCACUUCUCUCUGAUGACAUUCGGCUCUUCGCCACCACCAGCACAGGGAUAAUAUGCCAGGCCGUACUAAUGGGACCGAGAGAGCCCCAUGCUCACUGUGGCGCAUACAUAACAUCGAAAUGAACGAGCACGGAUUGAGUAGAAUGCCA
This is a messenger RNA of Dissoconium aciculare CBS 342.82, 783 nucleotides long. RefSeq lists its product as uncharacterized. Lineage: Eukaryota; Fungi; Ascomycota; Dothideomycetes; Mycosphaerellales; Dissoconiaceae. The transcript has a single exon. The record is from RefSeq and is a predicted model, not a curated record. The coding region runs from base 120 to 368 and encodes 82 amino acids.